Triplophysa dalaica is the source of this 2500-nucleotide messenger RNA. It is a transcript of the gene tmem178a, whose product is annotated as transmembrane protein 178a. The transcript has 4 exons. Gene Ontology annotation, biological process: negative regulation of osteoclast differentiation; regulation of cytosolic calcium ion concentration. The record is from RefSeq and is a predicted model, not a curated record. Gene Ontology annotation, cellular component: endoplasmic reticulum membrane. NCBI's taxonomy places the organism in Eukaryota, Metazoa, Chordata, Actinopteri, Cypriniformes, Nemacheilidae. Bases 467 to 1372 code for a protein of 301 amino acids.
CACGACCAUCAUCAUCACAACAUUUCAGUCGCGCGCCUCGCCUGUCUCCUUGACACACCCUUCGCUAUUGUUGGCACAGAGAGCGAGCGGCAACCUUGACAUUCCCACACGCCCCUUCAUUUGCACGGUAAAAUCUCGUCUAAGUGGAUCAUUCUUGGUCAAAUAGGGAACGGAAAGCACCAGAGCGGCUAUUGCGGCGAAAGGAAGAUGCACAAACGCUGAACCCGGUGCAGGUACACACGCACGCCCAUCGCGCAUCCACAUAGGCUAUAGAUGCCCGUAGUACCGCACACAGGCAAACUCCGCGGAUCCACCUGUAUUCCCUCGUUCCUCUGUGGAUAAAUGACUUAUUUAAACCCGCGCGUUGUCCCGGGAAAAGAAGUAAGGAAGGCAUGGAAAAGUAUUCUGCCGGUGAUGACUGGUGCUGAGUGAGUUGAGCUGCUGGUUUUGCGCGGAUGUUGGAAACAUGGAGAGAAGGGCUCUCGUAACGGCGAUCAGCUUGUCCAUGAGCCUGCUCGCGCUCAUGCUACUGGUCACAGCGAUUUUCACCGACCACUGGUACGGGACCGACACCAGGAGACACAAGGAGAACUGCGACCGGUACGGGUCGGAGUCCAACGACCAGAAGAACAGAGAGAUGCCCAUCUAUCACCUGCCUUUGGUGGACAGCGGGAAUUCAAAGCGCAACAUGGCUCUUAUGAAGCCCAUUCAUGUAGGGAGUCGAGAGGAGGAACUGUUGGAGAACUGGAGGGCGAUUUUGGGAAUGGGCAUCCUGGAGACGGAGUGCGGGCGCCCGCUUUUCUCCACCUACUCCGGACUCUGGAAGAAAUGCUACUUCCAGGGAAUGGACAGGGAUAUUGACAAACUCAUUCUGAAGGGUAUUGCAGAGCGAUGCACGUCUGUCAAGUAUCAUUUCUCCCAACCCAUCCGACUCAGGAACAUACCUCUCAACCUGACAAGGACCAUUCAGCAGGACGAGUGGCACCUCUUACAUCUGCGGCGCAUCACGGCGGGGUUCUUGGGCAUGGCUGCUGCCGUGAUGCUGUGUGGUAGCAUUGUGGCAGCCGUGGGAUUUUUCUGGGAAGAGAGUCUCACCCAGCAUGUCUCCGGGCUCCUGUUCCUUAUGGCAGGAAUAUUUUGCACAAUCUCACUGUGCACCUACGCCGCCAGUGUCUCAUACGACCUAUCCAGGAACCCUCCUUUCAUCUAUGGUUUGCCCGGCGAUGUGGAUCACGGUUACGGAUGGUCCAUCUUCUGUGCAUGGGUCAGUCUGGGCCUUACAGUGGCAUCUGGUUGUAUCUGCACAACCUAUCCCUUUCUGAGCCGCUCGAAGACCCUCCGUUCCAAAACGGCCAGAGAAUCGUCUGUAUGAGAGCCCCCUCGUGGCUCGCAGGACUCAUAACAUAAAUCAGCACUUGGCGCUUUAGUAAAUGGAUUCAAGUACACUUUUCUUUAAGGAGUGUUUUAUGGGCACUUCACGCUACAGAGCAGCGUCAAAUGUCUUGUAGAUUUCUGAAACCUUCGUUGAGGUUUUAUGAAAUAUGUUGAUGAGGAGGAUGAGGAGUUAGUUUGCUGUGUGUGUGUGUCUUUUACGCACAGGAACAUCACACGCCUACAAAUCAAACACACACACAAAUAUGCAGUACACGUGUGACUAUACAGAACAAAAUCUUUGAUUUGAUAUGGGUAUACGUAUGUUUGUUGGUUGUUAUGUCGUGAUACAAUCAUCCUUUGGAUCAGGUGCAUAUAUACACACUGAGGAUCUGAGCCACAAUUUUUAACGCAAACCAUUUCAAUUUCAAGUGUUUACUCUGAUCAUUCUCCGUAUUAUUAAGUGGACGUCCCCAGUUUAGCCUUUCAUUUCAGUUAAUGAUAUUAAAUGAUGAACUGCUGCCUGAAAAGCUGUUAAUUCAAAGAAAAACAUCAGAAAGCUCUGAUCAGGGCCAAACAGAAUGUUUCAUGUCAAUGAUGUCUACACAUCAAACAAAUGUAUAAAGGCAUGACUGCAUAUACAUAUCACCUUUGGGUAACAGCUGGUGUCCAGGAUUCAUCAAGAUUGAAAAAUCAAAGAGACAUGAGAAGUCUGAGAUCUAGGACCUGGAUAUGCAAAUUUGUGAUUGGAUGGCAUGCCUCUGAAGAUUCAAAACAUGAUCAGGGCUGUCGCUGGCAGUGCAAUCGUAAUAUGACAGCAUGCUUGGAGUGAACGCCCUCCAAUAAACCCACCUCACUCAUGAAAGGCCUCUCAAAACAUAAUUGUUGAAAAUAAUUUAAGUCCUCUUCCACAGGCCUCCACUCGCCUCGGUCCCUUCUGGAAAAGAUGAACUAAUAUUAAAUUGACAAGAGAACUAACUUAGACGAACCGCUGGAUAUUGUUUUCCAAACUGAGCCAAAACAGUAUUAGUGCAGUUUGCCUCAAUACCUCUGUUGUGUUCCUGAAAGUGUAUCGUAAAUAAAAUAUUACAAGGAUGAAAUAAAGAUGUAUGAAGAAAUUAGUGAUUCA